Molecule: messenger RNA, 4940 nt
Organism: Corythoichthys intestinalis (scribbled pipefish)
Lineage: Eukaryota; Metazoa; Chordata; Actinopteri; Syngnathiformes; Syngnathidae
Product: protein Shroom2-like
Exons: 14
Coding region: 460-4464 (1334 amino acids)
Biological process (GO): actin filament organization
Cellular component (GO): adherens junction; apical plasma membrane; apical junction complex
Molecular function (GO): actin filament binding
Source: RefSeq, a predicted model, not a curated record
AUGUAGUGGUGUGUGGUUUGACAUGCGUUCACGAUAUGUUAUUGUCCUACUCUCAUGCUUUAUUUAGCGAUACAGGCAAUGGCACUGAGAUAAGCCCAGUUGUGAUGACUGUGGCAUUUUGUUUUGUGUUGCUGUGCUUGUAGAUGAGAGGGGCCCUUUGGCCCCGUAGGCUGCAUUUUUGGGCCCUGUUGUCAGCAGGCUGUUGAAUCUAGACGCUCAGAUGCUCAGGGUAAACAUUCCUGUUCGUCUGUGCCUGCCUGCUCACUAGGACACAAAAUCAGAUGGAAAACAGAACACCGGCCUGGGAAAAAUGUACGUUCCAGGCAGUGACCCCUUGACUCGCCACAGGACGUAACAUUUGUUUGUUAAAAGGAUCUGCCAGCAGCAUAAGUGACAAGAACAUAGUGGAUCUUAUCUGAGCUUUCAGUACAAAAAAACGGCCCAAAAAUUAGGGCUAAAAUGGUUGAUGUUGUAUCACCACACAUCAUGCCAUCAGAAAGUGAGGUUCUUGUGGCAAGGUGCUUUCUCACCAAGAUUUUGCGAAGCUCUAUGAGGAAGAAUCGCUUCAAAGGGAAGAAUGAUCUGAGCUCACGGCCUCAUUCCUGGCACUCCCAAAAACUAACAGAGGAAGAGCCUGACCCCUUUGGCAAAGAGACCACUCCAGUAGCAGUGUGGAACCAAAAAGAAGCCAGACUGAAAGAGUCGUCAUGUCAAACAGACCGGAAUAAGCAGCAUAUGCAAACUGGCCAGCUCAGUUUAGAGAGCAACAUGGAGAGACUGGAGCGUCCUGUUCAUCCUUUCCCACUGGAAUGUGUUUCCCCGACUAAAUACACCGGCAGCAGCGAGAUUGGUACAGAAGGCAAAAGAGACACAUUUAUCUGUUUUUCCAGUGACUCCAACACUCUGGUUCUAGAUUCAAAUUCACCCGGCAGGAAGGGAACCAGUGUUGAAAACAUUUUUUUCAAGGGUUUUCAGGGUGAAGGGCACUUUACAGUGGAGCGCCCCGAGUACUUGCAGAUGCUUUACCAGAAGGGGUCACAGUUGGAAGAGCAGAACUCCUCUUGGUGUUCAAGUAGAUUUAGGCCAAGCGUUGGCUCAGUGUGGCAGGUACCGGAAAAGAGGAAGACAAAGCCACCUCCACCACAUCCCACAAUGCGCAAUGAUAGUUGUGCUACCUCAAGGGUGUUUCCAUACCUAGGAGGAUCAGAAAAAAAUCCAAACAAUCACCGCAGGUCAUUUGAAAGUUUUGCUGAAUGGAGCAAAUCUCACCCAGAAAAAAACAGCAAGUCCAGAUGUAGCAUCACUUCUCUGUCAGAAAAAGAUAUUCUCCAUCCCAGCAGAGCAGAUGAACACAACCAACUACACCCAAACAAACAUUUCUCACUGUCAAGCACUGAUGUCCGACAGUUUCAUUACACCAACAGACUUGCACACCAGAAACAGUACAGUGAUGAGAGCAACUUCCAUCUCCAGACCGCCAUAACUCCUCACACCAAGAUUCAGAGUGUUGGAAGUUACUAUCGCAGUUUACAGGACCUGCCAAUGAACGCUUCAAAUCGUAAAUUUGUUGAGUGCUCCUCAGCUUCUAUGGAUGCCGCAAACCUAGAAGAGGACAGAUACUCUACUUCGGUAAACAAAAAGGGAAAGCACCAGAUGCCACACACAGAAAAUAAAGGUCAUAAUGGGUUUAUUAAAAAUAUUUACCUCCUCAAACCCCAAGGCUCUGAACACUUACAAUGCCUUGGCCCAAAGGAUGCCACAGAGAGAAGUGAUGGACAUAUUAACAAUAUGAAAAGAAUUUUCCCAGCUCAUCAAAGUAGUAAUCACAAGAUGAGUGUUUCAAGGCUCAAUAACCCUUGGGUGCCACAAGAUGACCAAGAGCAAUCCCCUUUGAAUACCUCCUUGCUCCUUGCACAAGAGCAUAGAAUUCAAACGGACGUCACAUCAAUGAGUAAUUUGUCAUCCCGUAAUGUUUACGACUCAAUUAGCGGAAAAGGCAGUCGACGUGGUGACCGUUAUGCUACUACACUACGGAAUGAAGUACGGCAGAAGCGAGCCCAGUUGCAAAAAAGCUGUAGUGCUGCAACGUUAACUUAUGAUGUCCAGAAUGAUGACCUGUCAGACUGGAACUAUAAUGAGCCUUCUAAAACUUGCUGCAUCUCCUUAUCAAAUACCUACAAAGACAAUCUUAAAGAGGCACAGGUGAGGGUCCUCCAGGCUACCUCUUUCCAAAGACGUGGUCUAGAACCCCUUGGAACAGAGGCGGCAGUACAAAAAGCAUCUAAUGGACGCAUUAAAGGACGUAAGCGUUACCCUUUAGCCAAACGUAUGCAUUCCUUUUCAGAACCUGACAAGAUCGAUAGGGUAGGAGUGGAAAGAGAGCAUCAAGAUGCGCCUUUUGACCAAAUGAAGUUCUCUCAUGUAAAACCAGCAAUUUCUAAAAUGGUGAUGCCAAUGUCAGGUGAGCCAAGUGAAACCAAAGAGAACUGUUUAUCAGGGGAGGCUCAAGACACUCAUCCAGCUAGACAACCCGGAUGCCUCACACCCUCAGAAAAGGAGGUCCCAUUGGAACAACAGAAGCUUGGAACCUUUGCUGAGUACCAGGCCACGUGGAACAAACAGAAAAGGGCAUCUGAGCCCAAGAUCCAAGGCAGAUAUUACUCGGCAGAGAAUAUCUUGGAUAAUGAAACUGAAGAGGUGGCAGCGUACAUCCACGAGAGAUCCAGAUCUUCUCCCUCUGCAGACAUCUGUACUCAGAAUAUACCAACCAUGUGGAAUGAUCCUCAGGCCAAGCAGAGCAAUUACUCCGCAAGAACCGAGAGCAACCAACAGUCCAGUUCUGAUGCUGUUAAGCAAAACGUUGCAGUCUCCUCUGGUCCUUGUAAUCUGCGCCCUGUCCCAGGAGCCCAAGAACCAACCCAGCCUCCGCAAGUCAAUGCUGUAUCACCAUCCAAGCCCCAUUUGGGCACAGAAUCAACUUCUCUGCCCCAGGAUUUCCUCUCUGGGGCACCUAAAGACCCAAUGAUACUUCAGCCCCUGUCUAGUUUGGACACCACUACCAAGACCCUAACAUCUCCUGACUGUUCUCAACUCUAUGAAAUUCCUCAGUCUGAUAGGAGACCAGGGGAUAUCGAGAGCAAGAAGGAGCAGUCAGCAUCUUCGUCCUCUUUAUCUGUUCUGGCAGUGAAACGUUCUCACUCGCCUCCUCCACUUCUUCCGUCUUUGAGGGAAAGGGACAGACUGCCAGUUGCAUCUGUGCUGGAGGAUGCACCUCUCUGGUCCGAAAAAGACUGUAAACUCUCAGAAGCUGUGAUAGAUGUGAGCAAUUCAGGGAGAAAAUGUAUUGGAGUGGUCUCAGCCAACCCCGCCCAGGACAGUGGAACUUCUGUUGUUUUAAAGACCCACUCUGACAGCAUCUCCAUGGGUGCCAAUGAGAUCUGGCCCCCCUCAACCAUCACACAAUGCAAAAAACAAACUACCAGGGAUCAGCAACCUGAAUUAGAGCAGCUUAAGGUAAAGGAAAGCAUUCCUGUGGAAAAUCUUACAGGUGAUGAAGACGCCAAGACGCAACAGCUUGUGAGGGACAUUAUGGGCAAAGACAAAUCCCUGGUGGAGAUCUUAGAUCAGAGUGGAAGGAAGACCACAAUGGACCUGAUGGAGGGCCUAUUUCCCCAAGAGAGACAGAUCCUGGAGGUGGCCCAUCAACGCAGGAGAACCUCGAUUGGUUCCAGGUUGCCCACCACAAGCAGGAGGGAUGAGGAUGAUAUUUCUGCAGCAGCUUCACUGGUUCCAAGUUCUUCCUACUACAACACAUCAGCUCCAAAAGCUGAGCUCCUGAUCAAGAUGAAGGACAUGCAGGAACAAUUGCUGGAACAGGAUUCUGAGGAUGAGCUGGAUGUGGACCUGGCCACUAAAAAGCAGGAGCUGAUCUCAAGUUUGGCCAAGAAGCUGGAGGUGCUACGGGAGGCCCGACAAAGCUUGCAGGAAGAUGUCGAGGACAACGAGGCUUUAGGCAGUGAGGUGGAGAGCACUGUUCAACGCGUCUGCCAGCCCAACCAGCUGGACAAGUUCAGGAUGUUUGUGGGUGACUUGGACAAAGUCGUGAGCUUGCUUCUGUCAUUGUCGGGUCGUCUGGCGAGGGUGGAGAAUGCUCUAAACAGUCUGGAAAACGCAGCACCCACAGAGGAGAAGCGCACCCUGACUGAGAAACGCAAACUGCUUAUGCAGCAACAUGAAGACGCCAAGGAGCUGAAGGAAAACCUGGACCGUCGGGAGCGUCUCGUGUCUUCUAUCAUGGAGGCCCACUUGGACCCUGAGCAGCUUGACGACUAUCGACAUUUUGUCAAGAUGAAGUCUGCCCUCAUUAUCGAGCAACGCAAACUGGAGGACAAAAUCAAACUGGGCGAGGAGCAACUCAAGUGCUUAAUUGACAGUGUGCCAUUGGAGCAGAGGUUGCACUUUUAACCCUCUUGCUCUAGACCCAGAAUACAAAAAGAUCUCUCCAUCGACCUCUGGACUUGAAGCACUCUUAUGUUUACCCUGACCCGUUUUACAUUUUGACUUUUCUUUUUGCACAUGAUAUGUCAUGCUUGAAUGCACAAACUAUAUUUGACAGUGCUGAACACAGAAUCAAUGCACUCUAGAAUGAUGUGACUUCAGAGAGAUUAAUGAUUAUUUAUUAUGUCUCUUGAAAAUCUUUUCUGAAAUGUGAGAUGGAAUAAACUCUGAAAACUCUCAUUCUAUCAAAUAAGACGUUUCAGUUUGAUGCAGUAUAUGGAGAUGCAGUUGAGGUUCCAUCAAUGCAUUUAUGCUUCUCAUCUGUGUUUUCGAUGGUGCAACUAUACUGUACCUGAUCUAGGAAGGCGCAACAGAAUACAGAGGAACCAAAACAGGUUCAUUCUCAUAGUGUGCAUAUGAUUGCCAAUAUUUACCUCCGAGUU